Molecule: messenger RNA, 4808 nt
Organism: Cyclopterus lumpus (lumpfish)
Lineage: Eukaryota; Metazoa; Chordata; Actinopteri; Perciformes; Cyclopteridae
Gene: arih2
Product: ariadne homolog 2 (Drosophila)
Exons: 15
Coding region: 386-1927 (513 amino acids)
Biological process (GO): positive regulation of proteasomal ubiquitin-dependent protein catabolic process; ubiquitin-dependent protein catabolic process; protein polyubiquitination
Cellular component (GO): cytoplasm; ubiquitin ligase complex
Molecular function (GO): ubiquitin conjugating enzyme binding; zinc ion binding; ubiquitin protein ligase activity
Source: RefSeq, a predicted model, not a curated record
GAGAAACGCGGAAGUGACGUCAUUGAUAAGUAACUAACUGUCGAUCUUCCGCCGACUAGCCAAGCGGACAGAAAGUCGCUCCGAUUUCCCCCACACACAAAAAACCACUCCUGGUUGUCAACGCAGACAGAGCCGUCGCUUCUCCGAGAGCCUAUUUCCCCUUUUAAGAUCAGCCUGUGACCAGCUUUCCAAAUGAGUGACGGGGAGUGUGACUUCUUCUGCUUCUUUCGCUGCUGCUGAGCAGGAAGGCAGGGUGUCUACUAGCGGUGCCAGGGAGACACAGCGAGGUGUCUCUUCAAACAACCCACUUCCACCAAUUGAACCACUUGGAUCCGACAGGUAGGCGGGCCGUCUGCUUGCCCGGGUGGUCGAUUCAAUCGACUGGAUGUCUGUGGACAUGAACAGCCAGGCGUCGGACAGCAACGAGGAAGACUUUGGGGUGAACUCUGAAGAUGAGGACGACGAUGGCGGAGAAGAGGAGGAGGAGGAGGAGGAUCAGGGCGACAUCUCAACCUACUAUGAGGGGGUGGCCAGUGACGUGGAGCAACAGGGCGCUGACUCCUUUGACCCGGAGGAGUACUUGUUCACCUGUCUGACCUACAAAGAGAGUCAGAGGGUGUUGAUAGAGGAGGUUAACACUGUGGCCGCUGCACUGAAGGUUUUACCAGCGGUAGCAAAACUGAUCCUGGUGCAUUUGCACUGGAAGAUUACACAAAUACUGGACAGAUUUAAGUCCAACUCGUCUCUGCUGUUGUCAGACGCGCUGGUCCAGCCCAGCAGCACCUGCAGAUCAGUCGCUGCUCCUCAGUCCCUCCAGUGUGGCGUGUGUCUACAGGUCGUGCGGAGAGACUCCCUGCUGGCGCUGCCCUGCCAGCACUCUUUCUGCAAAGGAUGCUGGGAGCAGCACUGCACUGUCCUGGUCAAAGAUGGCCUGGGAGUGGGUAUCUCGUGUAUGGCUCAGGACUGUUCCCUGCAGAUGCCGGAAGACUUUGUCCUGCCGUUGCUGCCAGGAGAGGAGCUGAAGGACAAAUACAGACGCUACCUCUUCAGAGACUAUGUCGAGAGUCACUUCCAAUUGCAGUUAUGUCCCGGUGCCGACUGUCCCAUUGUCAUCAAGGUGGAGGAGCCCCGGGCGCGCAGGGUGCAGUGUAGCCGCUGCAGUGAAGUCUUCUGUUUUAAAUGCCGUCAGAUGUACCACGCGCCCACGGACUGUGCCACAAUCCGGAAAUGGCUGACAAAAUGUGCAGAUGACUCUGAGACGGCGAACUACAUCAGCGCACACACUAAAGAUUGUCCUAAGUGCAAUAUUUGCAUUGAGAAGAACGGAGGGUGCAAUCACAUGCAAUGCUCCAAGUGCAAACACGACUUCUGCUGGAUGUGUCUUGGUGACUGGAAGACUCACGGCAGUGAAUACUACGAGUGCAGCCGCUACAAAGAAAACCCUGAUAUCGUCAACCAGAGCCAGCAGGCUCAGGCCAGAGAGGCCCUCAAGAAGUACCUCUUCUACUUUGAGAGGUGGGAGAAUCACAACAAGUCUCUGCAGUUGGAGGUUCAGACUUACCAGAGGAUCCAGGAGAAGAUCCAAGAGAGAGUGAUGAACAACCUGGGAACCUGGAUCGACUGGCAGUACCUGCAUAACGCGUCAAGGCUACUAGCUAAGUGUCGCUACACACUGCAGUAUACGUACCCGUAUGCCUAUUACAUGGAGUCCGGCCCACGCAAGAAACUGUUUGAGUACCAGCAGGCCCAGCUGGAGGCAGAGAUAGAGAACCUGUCGUGGAAGGUGGAGCGGGCCGACAGCUACGAGAGGGGAGUGGUGGGAGGAGAGGGGGAGCUCAGCGCCAGCGACAGAGGGGAUCUGGAGAAUCAGAUGCACAUUGCUGAGAAGAAGCGACGCACGCUGCUGAACGGUUUCCAAGACACCUGAAGCUCCAUUGCGACUGCAAAGCACCAGCACCUCCCUCCCUCCCUCCCUCCCUCCCUCCUUCCUUACUUUCUUCCUUGCCUCAGAUUUUUGCUUCCUUCAAUGACCAUGCAGUCAUAGCGACCCCUCCUUUUUUGCUCCCACACUCGCUCAUUCGCUCCUUUCUUUCAGUCUUUCCCUCCUCUUGCUCCCGUAAUGCUGCAGGGUCACAGAAUGGCACGAUUGUAUCUCCCUUUCUUCCUCUCAUGCUCAUGACACACCACAUUUACAUGUUUUGGCUCCACAUCGUCACAUUACAGCUUUUCAGAUCUGAUCAUAAAGGUCAAAUUUGAAGGUCUUGUCAUGCGUCUGAAAACUGUUUGUAAGAGUCAGAGCAGUUACAUUAUAUCCUGGAAUAUUCAUUAGAGAAAAAAAAGAUGAAAUGAUCGAGAAGCUUUUGUUGUUCGGGUUGUGGAUGGAGUACAUUUUUUGAAGGAUACUGCUGAUUGUGUAUUUGUAUUUGGUGGUUUCAAGUAGACCAUAAUGACUAGGGGGUACUUGCUGGCAGUUGUACCUGUAGUACUUAUUGGAUUGGCCAGAACCAUAGCAACGAAUAAGCCAGAAAACAUGCAAAGUUGCUUUCCCCGAGCACAUUUUUAUUUCAGUUACCUCUCCUAAGCUGCACAAGUUUAAUUGACAUGAAUAAAAAAGAAAAUUGACAACCGCAAAGAUGAGUGAGUAGCUGUGAAAGGUUUUCAUGGAGUGUGUGAUACUUCAAAAUAAAACUUGUCACUGCCCUUUGUUUUGAAACAAACUACAUUAUCUACCAGGACUGGUGUCAAUGGCAGGUUAUGGAGACCUUUCAUUGUGUUGGUGUGGUUUUUUUUUUAAUACUUUUUUUUAUUCUCACAUAAAUGUGUAUAUGGUGUGUUUACUGUGGAAAAAUGGUGACUUCACAGUCCCACAUACUCCUUAAAAAUAUUAGACAGUAUUUUCCUAAGUAUCAUGCAUGAUCACUGUAACAAGUUGCUGCUGUCACCUACCUGUCCUCCAUCCCUCUCCAACUCAUAUAGCAGAGCCACUCAAAGCUUGAUCCCCUGCAGCUGAGGCCAAUUAGGCCUAUCCCCAGCACCUGUUCCCUGAACCACUCCCCCACACCCUCCGCAGCUGAGCCUAACCAUGUCCCAGCCACCACAUACCUCCACCGCCCGACUUAGGCCAGGGUGCCAUCUGGCCUAACCUACUCGGGUCAGGUCAGUCAAGGGUCAGGUCAGCUCUGCAAAGUUCGGGAUGAACCGUCUGUAAUAACCCGCCAGCCCCAGAAACUGCCUCACCUCUUUUUUUAAAACCGUCUUCUCCAUCCGGCAGAGCGCCAUCCUCUUCUCAUCCGUGGCUCUUUGGAUCUUGUUUCUCGUCACUGUGGCAAGGAGAGACUUGACGUCGAGGUGCGUGACCUCGGUCAAGGUCAUUCUCAGGGCCACCUUCACCCACUCGGUGAGGUCUUCACAGGACGGGAGCGUUUGGAGUCCAGCUUAUGCUUUCGUCCUGGAAGCCAACGCCAGCUCCAACGACGUCCUUUCCUUCACCAACGACUUCUUCAGCUCCAGCUGCAGUUUCUCUAGCCUCAUCUUUUCCAUGAAGUCAGAGUCCUUCUAAAUCAGCUGAUAGCCGGUCAUCCCUCUCAGCAUGGAGCUAGGGUCCUCUGGUUCUGAUUUGAUCCCAAAUGUGUUGAAGUCCAACAUUGUGUUUAGGUUGUCGUCACCUUGAUCGCCCUGAUGGGAUGUAGCUCAACGAGAUGCGGCCUUCUCUGAUCAUUUCUAAAACUCGGUCGGACAUGUUUGAUGUUCGGUGACAAGCAGCAGGUUCUCCUCCCAGUUUUCCUUAAUCAGGUCGAGCACCCCCCUGCGGAGUCCUGCCGAACAAAAGUUCAAAGGGAGAAAAUCCCGUGGAGGCCUGGGGAACCUCCCCCACUGCAAACAACAGAGUCGAGCCAUUUAUCCCAAUUACGCACAUCCUCGCUAAUAAAUGUACGGAUCAUGGACUUCAAAGUCUUAUUCAGAGGCUCCACCAGACCAUCAGUCUGUGGGUGGUGCAGACUGGUCUGACUCGAUUUGAUGCCCAGUAACCCGUAAAGUUAUCUGUGUUCUUGACAUGAACUGAGUGCCCUGGUCAGUCAGAAUCUCUUUUGGGAUUCCAUGUCAGUGCUUUUUUUAAAAGGGGAUCCCACGUUUGCGCCAGUGUAAUACCUACAGCCCCCCCCCCCCCCCCCCCCCCCCCCAGCACCCAGCACCCAACACCCAAGGACAUGCACACGCUUGUGUAUAGUUGGUAAUGGUCUUUAUUUUCAUGCAGACUGUCCCUCUGCUCUCUAUUCCCGGCACCUGUUCCCUGAACCACUCCCCCACACCCUUCCGAAGCCUAACCACGCCCCAGCCACCACAAUCACGUAAACAAAGUACAGAAGAAUAAGGUGGAUGUAUUUAAAGUACCUACUUUUCUUUUAGUUUUUUCUUUGCCAGUGUUUCACAAUAAACACACCUUCCACCUUUUGUUUGUUUGUUUGUACCUAACCUGAACUACUACUGCCGGCAAAUAGUUGCUAGUCAUUUUUCAAGUACAACAACUACUGAAAUACCGUUCUUGUCUCUUUACAUACUGAUGUUGUUGCUUGACUGUGUUCAGCUAGUGUAGAUCCAAACCAGUGUGAUCCGAACCUCCUCCAUACACAUCCAACAUUUGCGCCUCCACUGAUUAUCGUGUGUAAUCGCAGCCAUUCAUUCUCUCACUCACACACACACCAAUAUUGACAUAUCAUUUGCACACACAUACCAUGCUCACAUUGACACGAUCACGCUUAAACACUCCUCUGCAGAAAAUAAACGUUAACAGUUGAUUUGUCUCCUUC